CCCACGUACUCUCUUCCCGUCUCCCAAGCCCUCGAUUCCCCCACACGGCCACACCCGCGGCCGCUCGCCGUCCUCCGCCCGUCGGCCCUGCCUCCGCGGUAGCAGCAGCCGCCGCGGCAUUGCGGCUCGCUGGCCCCUCCGCAACUGCAGCCAUCGUAGCUCGUGGCUCGCCGGGCCCAGUCCCAAGCUCGCUACUCCUCGGCUCCCUCAGUGGCUGCCCCGGUGGAGGUGCCCGGGGAGGAGAAGAAGCGGGAACGAAUGGCGCGGUGGAAGCGUCGGCAGCACAAGGGCGCGGCGGGUCAGCACUCAGCAGCAGUCCCAUCGCCGGUAAGUCCUUACACCCUGAUUUCUUUCUUCCUGAGAAUGAUAGACUGAUAGCUACUUAAUUUUUUCUUUUUUGCGAAAGAUAGCUACUCAAUUGACCUGAGACUUGACCCUUUUCUAAAACGCGGUUACAGUGUCUGAACUCUGAACCAACCCAAAGAGAUGCCAAUUUUGCGGUCUCUGAAUUUGACCCCCAUCAAUUAUAGCUAGCUAGUUGCUGCAUUGAGUUACAAUUGGAACUAAUCACCAAGGUCACGCAGUUAGUGUAUCUAGCAAUAUGCCAAUAUACUAGUAUCAUGCACGGCAGAGGGGAUCCUAGAGUCCACAGUGAUACCAUGUUAAUUUGUGCUUCUUCUUUUUUUCUAGCUCUGCUUUGUAUUGGAGUCACACUUUUGGUUUGUCUUCUUAGGGAGCUUAAUUCUGCUGGUCUUUUGUCUUGCCAUCCGUUGAAUCUGCAUUUGUAAUAUCCACUAAAGCAAAUAUUUGUGUCAUUGUGUGGUUGGUUAGUAAAAGGAUUAUUUAAAUGUAUAUUUUUUCUGGCUUAUAUUAAUACCAUAAUCAUUCAGGGCCUUCAGGCCAUCGCCUUGUUGGCUGUCCUUCGACAAGCAUGGAUGCCAUGUGGGUCGUGAAUGAUAGCUAGUUAGCUACUCUGGUUAGCACUUCCCAGAGCUCACUAAAAUAAUGAUAGAUCUGAUACAAAUCCACUACUCCCGCCGAUUCGUAAGGAGGGAUUCAUAAUAAGUGUCGCUGAUUUGGAAGCCUCAUGGUUUGCUUGACCAUGGUCCAUCUGCGUGGCUGCAGCUGCUUGGUGGGUGCUUCACUGAAAUUUAUUUUAUUUUGGUGGUGGUGGUGGGGGGCUCCAUUAGUCCAGGAAUAUAAAGCGCAUGGUUUUAAGGAUAAUGUUGCCUUGUAGUACUAUAUAUCUAGAGAGGUAGCAACAAGUGGGUGUACAGCUAGCCAGCCCAAGUGGCUGCUGUCCUAGCUCACCAAUUCUGAAUAUGCCUUCCUGCUUGUCGAAACUCAACAACCUCUUCCAUCUGUAUGUACUUACAUCCUCUUCUUCCUUCUCCGAAGAUCAGAAGAGUUUCAUAGCAUGCAGCAGUCACACUUCCUCACUUCUGACAACACAUUCACUGUAGCUAUUCUCCAUGUCUCUGCUCUACAUAUGCACCAACUGACACUUAAGAUUUACAGGAACCGAAACAAAUACAACUUUGUAUUUGUUACUUACCUGGAUUGUUCUUGGUACUCUUAAAAGAAGUAAAAGAAACGGAGGUACACCUUAUAAUAUUGAAAUAGAAAUUAACUUGGGAAUAUAACUGGUGAUCGUAGGAGAAUGCAAGGGACUUCCACAGAUAUCUGCAGCAUCUGACUAUCAUGGUGUUGUCAGAUUUUAUCUAAGAAACCUCUCGGUCUCCACAAUCAGAAGAACUACUAAAUAAAAUAGGGAUGAAUCAUAAAUCUUGGGGUCUAUCAAUCUUCACAAAUAAAAAAUUCAAAUAAAAAAACCAAAUCAUGAGAAAAUCAGCCUUAUAUCUGACAAAUCCUCUGAAUAUUUUGGUUCAUGACCACUCAAUCAAGAUCACAUAGGGCGGGCAGAGAUCAGAGCUGCAGAAGCUGCAGCCUGGAAGAUCUAUCUCCUGGUGAACUCGAGGCUGCGACGGUGAUCGAGACAAUUGAAAGAAAAGGGAAUAACAUAAGGAGAUAUUACCUGCUCAUAGGCAAAUAAGUCCUCGGCGCUGUCCAAAUCAAGGUAGGAGUGUGAGGACAUGUACAUGAAGCGGCGGGCUAUGGAGAUGGGGGUUCCUGACGGGAUAACAUCAGAGACGCGGGAGACAGUGCUAGCUGCAGUGCCGAUCGGCCGUGCCGGAACUGUCCAUGCAGGAUGCUAGCCUUGGCGGACGAGCACGGAGCUGCGGAGCAGGUGAAGCAGGGUCCCUUCUCCAUCUUGCGGAUCAUCCCUUCUCCAUCUUGUUGAUCACGGCGGCAUGACCCAGAUGAUGCCUAGCGCGAGCGAGCCGGCAUGGCGAGUGUCCACGUCGUCGACGAACCCACAAGCGCUUGGCGUCCCCGUUAGGCUGUGUUGCUGGUAAUAGCUCAGAUUCCACUCACGGCAUUCCUUCCUUCUAUGUAGAAGACAGAGUUCAGCCAGCUUCUCAGCUUCAUGCAGAAGAUAAAGGGUUCAGCUAGCAGAAUGAACUGAGACGAUUUCUCCAAAAUAGUGAAAAAACAGUAAUGGUUAUUAAUCCAUUGUAUAUACUCUAUGUACAAUUCAUCUGGUCGAUCCAAAGAGUGGCUUCAAGGGUGGUUUCCUUUUUGCAAGGUUUUCAACUAAAAAUCUGAGACAUCAUGGGAGAAAUACAAUAAAGUGAGAACAAACACAAAAUCAUCAUCAGUUCAUAUUAUCAUUUCCGUAUAUCACUCUUCAAAUCCAUUAAAAAAAACACCCAUGAUCAAAAAGAGCACGCCGCUUCACCACGCUCCAAAAAGUAGGCUGACAAAUGAUUAGGUACGAUGUAACCUUUUGACCAUCGGAAGGCUUAGCAGCCGGGGAGCCCCUGACCUCACAUUAACAAUCUAUAUAAAUUGCGCUCCUUAUAAUAUGAUAUCCAUAUCAUAUAAUGCAUCCGUGACCAGUCUAUAAAUGGAGGCUUCAUCUGUUCAUGGUCAUCACAACCCAUCUUCUUCACUCUCCAGCAGCUAGCUAAACCCAGUUCACAGUCCAACAACAACAAUGGAGUCCAAGGAGUCCAUGCCUCUGCUGACUCCACACAAGCUAAGCCCCUCGCUCUCCCUCUCCCACAGAAUCAUCCUGGCCCCGCUAACCCGUAAGCGCGCCUACGGCAACAUCCCACAGCCACACCAAGCGACCUACUACGCUCAGCGGGCCACCGCCGGCGGGCUGCUGUUGACUGAAGCCACGGGCGUCUCUGACACGGCACAGGGGUACCAUGACACGCCGGGGAUUUGGACAGCGGAGCAGGUGGACGCGUGGAGGCCCGUCGUGGACGCCGUGCAUGCCAAGGGCGCCGCCAUCUUCUGCCAGAUCUGGCAUGCCGGGAGGGUGUCGGCAUUCGAGUUCCAGCCCGGCGGGAAGGCGCCCGUGUCGAGCACCGCGAAGGGUGUCAGCCCGCAGAUGAGCGUUGAUGGUCGCCUUGAGGAGUUCUCGCCGCCCAGGAAGUUGGAGGUCGACGAGAUACCCGCGAUCGUCGAUGAUUUCCGGAAGGCAGCCAGGAAUGCCAUUGAUGCCGGGUUCGACGGCGUGGAGAUCCACAGCGCCUACGGGUACCUCAUCGAGCAGUUCCUCAAGGACAGCUCCAAUGACCGCAACGACGAGUAUGGCGGCACCCUUGAGAACAGGUGCCGCUUCGCGAUGGAGGUGGUCGACGCUGUUGUGAAGGAGAUCGGUGGCGACCGUGUGGGCAUCCGUCUUUCCCCAUUCGCCGACUACAUGGACUGUCACGACUCCGACCCGCAUGCCCUCGCACUGUAUAUGUCCACCAAGCUCAACGACCACGGCGUGGUGUACCUCCACAUGAUCGAGCCGAGGAUGGCCAUGGUGGAGGGAAGGCGAGUUGUGCCGAAGCGGCUGCUGCCAUACAGGGAGGCGUUCAAGGGGGCGUUCAUCGCCAAUGGAGGGUACGACAUGGAGGAAGGGAACAAGGCAGUCGAUGAGGGGUACACCGAUCUUGUGGCCUUCGGUCGACUAUUCCUGGCGAACCCGGACCUGCCCAGGAGGUUUGAGGUUGGGGCGGAGCUGAACAAGUAUGACAGGAUGACUUUCUACACUUCCGACCCCGUCGUCGGCUACACCGACUACCAAUUCCUCCUCGAGUGAUCCCUGCAAGUGCAAUUCUGUUGUUGUGGCAUGCCACAUGUACCGAUGCAUGUUCAUUUUUUGUGCCUCGUCCAGAAUAUAAUCCAUCCAUCUGUCUUGUUAUUGUAGGAUCCACUGGCUAGAAUAAAGCAGGUCUGAUGAUCGAACAUCCAUACGUGCAGUAGCACUUUCAAAAAUAGAAUCCACAUACGGAAACAAAAUAAUAAAUGACGCUUGGCAUUGCCCACCCAUGACCUGAACUGGGCGUGUA
Molecule: messenger RNA, 4412 nt
Organism: Brachypodium distachyon (stiff brome)
Lineage: Eukaryota; Viridiplantae; Streptophyta; Magnoliopsida; Poales; Poaceae
Product: putative 12-oxophytodienoate reductase 5
Exons: 2
Coding region: 3059-4162 (367 amino acids)
Molecular function (GO): FMN binding; oxidoreductase activity
Source: RefSeq, a predicted model, not a curated record